Molecule: messenger RNA, 3802 nt
Organism: Xyrichtys novacula (pearly razorfish)
Lineage: Eukaryota; Metazoa; Chordata; Actinopteri; Labriformes; Labridae
Source: the annotation of a GenBank genome assembly
GCUGAGAACCGCUCGUGCGCCGGUAUCAUGGCAACAGAAAAACCUUCAGACUGCCGGACACCUGAAGAAAACCUCUCCCUCCCUCCCUCCUCUUUGUGAGAGCUUCUGUUGACAAACGAGGCCGGUGUAGGAGGACUGAAGGAGUAAAACUGAGGCUGUUUUUAACUCUCUUUUUAAACUUGUGCUUCACUUGACGAACUUCUGACACAAAACCAAAACAGUUUGGACUUUCUUCCGUUUUACCGUGAUCUUCUGACCUGCACUUCCUCCUGUUAAGAAAGGUAAGAAACCCCAACAUUACUACGGUAACAUGCUAAAAUAUAAGCUUCAAAACUGGGAGUUACGACCAAGACUUAACAUAAAUUCAUUAUAUUCACGUUAAACUGAAGUAUUAACAGGUUUAUCGAGCUCUACACUUUGGUUUUUAAGUAUGUAAACAUGUUUUCUUACUUUAGAGAUGAGUCCUAAGAAGAAAAGGACAACUCAUGGUGUGAUCACUUUCCACACACCUUUUCCUGCCAAACUGCUGAAAUCAGAGGUAAAACAUACAAACAUGCAGUACACCACAAACACAUGUUAAAUCAAUCAUGCUUACAUAAAAGGUCAACUAACUUCUGUAAACUUGUUCUCUCAUAUUGUAAAGAUUAAAGCUGUGAAGUCUUAACAGAGUAAUAAUUUAUAACCACAGCCUCUCUCUAAAUGUCAGGGAGUCUGUGUAAGUACAGUAUGUGUGCACAGACCCUAGUCUGGUUUUUAAUGCAUGGCUGCCUGUCUCUUUCCUUUCUGUACCCUGUAACACCUGACCGUACAGUGCUUGAAUCUCAGAGUCCUUUUGGACAGAGGAAUGGAAAGGUUUCAGGUGAUUGAUUGAAAGAGAGAUAAUAUAGCCACAGUAAUCCUCUUAAUUUAGGACAAUAGAGAGAAAAGCUUGGUCUGGGGUCAGGUGACAUGAAGAGAACAAACAGACCGGAGUCUGAGAGUGGAGACGUCACUUUUGACAAACACAACAAAAACACUGUAAUGAGGGGAGCUGCCAUGUUCCUCCGGACGCCACGGUCACUUAGUUCACUGACAUACACGUCCCACCGUAUGUGUUUGAGUUACAGGGGGAGACAGUUCAGGUUUCCAGGUACUGACAUGAUCUGUUACCGUCUGUUGUGUCGGCCUCUGCUGCCUCCUGUUCACCUACAUGACUGUCUGUGAACCCCAGCUGGGAUUUAGAGUUCAUAUUUAAUAUGCAGCUCUUCAGUUUUUUUGCAGGUUUGCAGUAGCUACAAAAGUGCUGCAUGCAGUGUACUUUUGCUCUCUUCCAGCAGCCACUUGCUGCAAGACCUCCGGCCAGUCUAUUACGGACUACAGCGGGGUGCCACAGCAUAAGGAAGAACAUUUAUGAUCAUUUCUUCAUGGAAAUAAAAUCAGACUGAGACGCUAAGACAGAAGAACUACGGCGUCUGCAGUGCAAAAUGAUUAAUAUGGUGAUUAUUACUUCAAGGAAAUGAUAAAGAAAUGAUCAUAAAUGUUCUUCCUUGAGCUGCGUCACCCCGCUGUAGUCCGUAAUGGAGUAGGUGAGCUGUGUUAAAAGAUGUUUGGUGUCUAGUACUAUGUCUGUGACCCUUUAUGUCCUGUUGAUGAAGUUAGGUGCUGUUCUGAGCAUUAUUUGUGGCUAUAGAGUGGCGUUUUGGUUGAGGUUUGUUUAUGGCUCCUCAGACUGCUGUGUAUUGCUAUCCUGCGGUCGUUACUAAAGUUGGUAUAACUAGAGAAGCAAGCGGUCGGUAACAUUUAUCUCUCGAGGGGGUGUCUAACUCUGUGUUGCGGUGCGUUUGACCCUAAAUUAAUUUUACGGAAUAUCCCUUUAAUGAAAUAUUAUGGUAUCUUGCGUGCACUCAAUCAGUUUUGUGGAAAUGUCAAUCUUCUGCAUCCACCAGACAGUUGUUUUGUGGGACUGUCAUUAUGUUUUGCACACAAGAUGCUUUAAUUGAAAAAGUGUUUGGUAUUUGAAACUGAAUGAGCUGAUUGAGCUGCAGCACUUUGUGUUUAUUUCUGCCAUAUGGAAGUGAACUCAUCAUUGACUCUUCUGGUGUUUCAGGGGGGCACUGCAGACUUGAAGGACCCUGCAGAGACCAUUAGGAGCCCGUCUCAGCAGAGGAGCCCUUUUAAGAGUGAAAAAGCAAAGCAGAGUGAGUCCUCCUCCUCUGGGUCACAGCUGAGCCCCACACAGAACUUGCUCUCUCACUCCUCCCUCAGGCAACUGCAGGUAUUGCACUCAACCAAACACACCUGCCGGAUCAUAUUAGGUUUGUCUCUAAUAUUAUAAAAGAAAUAAUUAAGAUAAUUGUUUUAUUUUUUAGGUAAAGAUGGAGACUGAAAAUCAUCUGGUGAAAAAAAUACUGGAGACAGAAAAUGGUUUUAUGAAGGUAAGAUGCUGCACCGUUCAGUUUCUUUUCAGGACAUCACUGUGUCUGUAAUUGUCGGGUUUUUUGUCUCUGAAGGAUCUGGAGAAGUUUUUCAGACACAGAGAUGUAAAUGAGCUGAGGAGGAGGGAGCUGCUGCACAAACGCUGGACUGAACGUGUGUGGUUCCCCCUCCAGAGGAGAGUGGAGGAGCGCGUGUCCAGGUGUAGCCCUGUGGACGCCGAGAGACGCCAACGCCUAUACAGUCACUACCUUCAACACUGCAACACAAAGGUGGUGGGAAUUCACUCCUGAGUUUAUUUAAACUUGUUCUUCUCGACCUGAACUUUCUUGGAGUUGUUGUUUGUUCACGUAAAGAGUUGCACUGACGUCUCACUUCCUCUUCAAUGUCCUCCGUCUUCAGGGUUUCGUGUUUUUAGAAACUUACGAUCUGAAGGAAUACGAUCCUUUUCUCCUGAACACCAAACAGCCGCGCUUCUUCAAGGUGAUUCUGCUGUGACUGAAACAUUUCACUGAAUGCAACAUAAAGACUGCUUUGUACAUUAUGAUACCAUUUAAAUAUAUAUACUCUCUGUUUUAUCCCCAGCUGAGUGCAGCUGACUUUCAGGAUCCUUUCUACCUCCAUGAAAGACUGAAGGAUCAGAAAGAAGCUCGAUGUGAAGCAGGUACCUGGAGUUGAGUCUUGAUCGACUUUCCCAUGUUUGUGGCCUCCUUCUCAAAACUCUAAAACUUAUUUUCCACCUCAGGAUGCAAACAAAAGCGACCUCAGAGUGAUCAUCCUCCCGCUCAGCCUGCGGCGCCACAUCAUGACAUUUACCAUCUGGUUUCAUCCAGUUAUCAAUCCUCUGCAUCGAGGAAAACCACCACGACAGAGGAUGUGACCAGAGGAAGGAAGUCCAGCAGGUUUAUAUACAAACACAGAAUAAUGAAUCGACUCUAGACUGGGAGCGAUAAUUCUGCAAAUUACAGAGUUAAAUUAAGUUGGAUAUGAGAAGUACCAUCAUGCAAAUAUGUCUCUUCCAGGCUCGACGCAAUUCCCUGUCACAUCCUCGCAUCUGCCGCAGCAGAUGGACGGUGUAAUCAACAAGGCUGCUGCUCCUCCAGAAGAGGCCGUCAUCAACAGUCAGCAAGUUCACAGCAGCUUCAGUCUACCUGUGAAUAAAACCCUCCCUCUGACUACCUCACGGGUUAUUAAGGUGCUGAGAAAAAACAGAAAUAAGAGUGUGCACAAUCAGAUUUAAUGGCCGUCCUUCAUCGUACAGUAGUGGUCGUCAUCUGAAACUGACAGGACAACAACAGUGUGCAGCCGUCCGUGUGACGGAGCAGCAGUAGGAGUACAGUGACAUAUUCCUUCAUGAGAACACAGUGAGUUUGGAUUUUCCCUCAUUAUC